Molecule: messenger RNA, 1992 nt
Organism: Tuber aestivum (summer truffle)
Lineage: Eukaryota; Fungi; Ascomycota; Pezizomycetes; Pezizales; Tuberaceae
Source: the annotation of a GenBank genome assembly
AUGGUCCUCACUUCCAAGAUGUCACUCCUCCUUGAGCGCUCACUCGCCAAACGCCUUCAGCACGCCCGCAACUACACCACCGCAAACCCCACCAGCGCCUCAACCCCCAACGCAAAGUGGAAAUACGUACCCCAAUCCGGCACAUACCCUAAAGGGUUCAAUGUCGGCGGGAUCCACUGCGGUGUGAAAAAGGACAGCAAGUCUCUCGAUCUCGCACUGGUGACAUCUGAACUGCCGUGUGCUGCGGCGGCAGUGUUCACGGAGAACGUGUUCAAGGCGGCGCCCGUGCUGGCGAGCCGUGAGAUGUUGAAUGCUAGGAGGGGAAGUGGGGUUCGGGGUUUGGUUGCGAACAGUGGCUGCGCGAAUGCGGUUACUGGGAAGGGGGGGAUGGAGGAUGCGAUUGCUAUGGGGAGGGCCGUGGACGGCUUGCUGGGUGAGGGGGAGGCAAGCACUAUUGUUAUGUCUACGGGGGUUAUUGGACAGAGGUAUGUUGGACAUCUUUUGACACUCGGGGUGGGGUGAAUAUCAUCAAUUGAGGGAUAUGCUGACUUUGGGGAUGCGAAUCUGUCUAGACUGCCGAUACAGAGGAUUCUCGAUGGGAUACCCAAUGCUUACAAGACCGUGGGAACUUCGCAUCAGGCUUGGCUGAACACUGCGAAGGCAAUCUGCACAACUGAUACCUUUCCCAAACUCUGUUCCAAAGGUUUCAAAUUCCCGGGAUCCUCUACGGAGUACUCAAUCGCUGGUAUGGCUAAAGGGGCUGGCAUGAUUCAUCCUAAUAUGGCCACGCUGCUCGGAUUCAUGGCCACCGAUGCGCCCGUCUCCCCGGAUGCAUUACAGAGUAUCCUUAGGCAUGCCGUUGAGCGCUCCUUCAACGCGAUCUCCGUGGAUGGGGAUAUGAGCACAAACGACACAGUAGCUCUUCUCGCGAACGGUGCUGCCGGCGGGGAGGAAAUCAAGAUCGGCACCGAGGGAGAAAAGAUCCUCAGAGGAGUAGUGACGGGAUUUGCGGAGGAGCUGAGCAAGCUUGUAGUCAGGGAUGGAGAGGGAGCGACGAAAUUCGUGACUGUCAGUGUAAAGGAUGCAAAUAGCUUUGAAGAUGCCAAACAGGUUGCUUCAACAAUUGCUAGAUCCCCACUCGUUAAGACGGCGCUCUAUGGAAGGGAUGCUAACUGGGGCCGUAUCCUUUGCGCAACGGGGUAUUCCGGGGUUGGGGGGAUUGUGCCGGAGAGGACAAACGUUUCUUUUGUUCCUACCGAUGGAUCUCCGGAGCUGAAGUUGCUCGUUAAUGGAGAGCCGGAAAAUGUCGACGAGGAGCGAGCGAGCGAGAUCCUAGCUAUGGAGGAUCUAGAAAUCCUAGUGUCGUUAGGAACUGGUAAAGGUGGCGAAUCCGCCUACUAUACUUGUGAUUUUUCGCACGAGUGAGCUUUCCUCGCACCAUGUCGUUUCUCUCACAUCGAAAGCCUUUGUUUGCUAACACUUUUCCUAUGCAGCUAUGUCACGAUCGUAGGUUGCCCCGCUUGAAUUCCAUUGAGAUCUGCAAAGGGAUGGAGAGCUAACAAACAUGAAGAAUGGGGAUUAUAGAACGUAGAAGUGAAUAAAAAUGCAACUCCGUAAUGAUCAAAGCAGGCUGGAUGGAAGCUGGAUAUUAGCGCUUGAAGGUUAUCCCUUUUUUUCGGGGGGUUUUUUUUUUCAACACAAAAGCUCCCCGGGGUGUCUAGACUUCUGUCCUCAACUACUGUGUUUGGAGCAAUAAAGGGUGUUUAGAGAAAGGUCGCAUCUGGGAUUAUAAUGUAUUGUAAGCCCCGAAGGGAACACUCUGGCUUGCUAGAUCGAGGACCGUAUUCCCGAGUACUGGUGCUGUACUGUAGAUAGGUUAAACUUGAGGGAAAGAUGACAAAAGGUGGGAAGGUAUCAUAAGGGAAAUGGGUGAUGCUGGUGGAGGAUGCCCUCCCGGCACCAUGACUGCGUAGAGGGAGUGGCCGCAGGGGU